AUGGCUCCCCCCUCGUCUUCUCCGUCCUCCAGCGCGUCGAUAGACCCAGGAGGAGAGACACCGUCUAAGAUCUCUAAUCACGAUAGCCAAUCCCUCAAUCGUGAGUUAGAGAUAAAGCUCCAGUCUCCGCCGAUUCCUGCGGCGAUUCCAGCUGCUAAGGUCCCAUCUUACGCAGAAAGGUUCAAGUCAUCUCUGAGGAACCUCCGUAAGAUCUCCAAUCCUUCCUUUCUCGAGGAUGGAACUCCAGUGGUCCAGGCUCCGGAAUCAGUACUGCUACAAACCUCAGAACUUUGGAAGGACCAUGUAGUGGCGCACUUCCAUGGGCGUAGACCGUCGGCGACAAAGAUUCUUGCAGAUUUGAACCCGGUUUGGGGAAAGUUUGGGAAUAUAACGACAGCAGAUGGAAACUUAGCCGCUCAAGAGUUGCUCUUUGCUCCGACAUGGGCGGUUUUGAAGAAUGUUCCUCCUCAGUUGUAUUCUCUAGAUGGAAUUAGUGUGGUGGCUAGUGGUAUUGGUGAGCCACUACACACUGAGAAAUCGCGUCUGGACCCUUACCAUUUCGGUGAUACCAAAGUUAAGGUGGAGAUUGAUCUCUCCAAGACGCCGCCUGAAGUGGUAGAAGUGCGAGACACUCAAGGAAACUCCGUGAGGGUUGUUGUUGAGUAUCCUAGCCUUCCGCCGAAGUGUAUUAAUUGUGGUAAGUAUGGUCAUCUGAUGAAUCGCUGCCACAAACCUCUAAUGAAAAGACCUCAGCCACAGAAGAAAGAAAAAGUGAUCAGUGUGGUUAAGUCGGGAGAGGAGAUGUCGCUAGUCGAGAAGAGUCAGGGGGAUAGCUCAGGUGCUACAGAGAAUGAGAAAGUGAAGCAGAGGAAAGCUCGCUCCAGAUCACGCAGAAGGUCUCGGUCCCGAGCUAGGAACAGAGUGAGGGCACUAAGCUCACCCCCUGAGUCAAAAGGUGUUUCCUCUAUUGCUCCCCUUGUGGAAGUUGAGCACGAUGAGGUACCUCAGAAGGGCAAUUUAGUUGGAGAGAAAGAGGUCAGUAGGAAGAGGGGUUCCAAUUUCAGCAAGGAAGAUUCCGAUGUUGCGGUGUCUCAGUUGGAGGAAGGGGAGAUAAGUAUUGAUCCAGGAGCCGAGCGAGCAGAGUGCUUGGAGAAGUCUCAGAACAUUGUAACAGAGCAGCAGGCUGACAAUCCUCUGUGGUUUACGAAACAUUCGAAAAGUUACAGACGAGCUCUAAGGCAAAUGGCGAAUUGGAAAGCUUCUGGUGCUAUCGGCUCGCCUCCUAAGUCAGCGAAGCUUCUUACACGGGGUAGUCCCUCGGGUAAGCAGCAAGAUUCUUGA
This is a messenger RNA of Raphanus sativus (radish), 1341 nucleotides long. RefSeq lists its product as uncharacterized. The transcript is spliced from 2 exons. Bases 1 to 1341 code for a protein of 446 amino acids. Gene Ontology annotation, molecular function: nucleic acid binding; zinc ion binding. The record is from RefSeq and is a predicted model, not a curated record. Lineage: Eukaryota; Viridiplantae; Streptophyta; Magnoliopsida; Brassicales; Brassicaceae.